AUGAGGUGCCAAAGUCUUGGGACAUCUGCAUCCUUGUCCCUGCAGGAGUUGCCCACAGCGGAGCUUCUAGCCGCUGUGCGGCAUGACCGGAUGCCUGAGCUGAGACAGGACGAUUUCGUGUACUCUGUCCUCGCGCAUGGUCCAAAGCAGCGUGCCGAGGUUACCUGGCCUCCCUUCCCCGCCAAAGCUGACAGAAGCCCUCCGAAGCCUCAUUCGCCGAGGCAGGAGGCGCUGCGUCGAGGAGGCGCUGCGCAACUCAGCACGGUUUCAAUCCAAUGCUGCCAAGCACUUCUUGACACAAGAGCCAAUGUGGCCGAGGCAACCCUGACCUCAGCCUUGAGGCGGGGACUGGGCUUGGCGGCUGCCGAGCGCCCCCUGAUGGAAGCACUGGUGCAGACGCCAUCUGCCCAGCUCUCCUGGCCACUGGUUGCUGCGUCCGCUGCCAACUGCCCGGCUGCAGUCACCUGGCCCAAGGGGCGCGAAGAGCCAAAGUAUUUGCAGCUGUUGCCGCAGGGCGCUGAUGAUACAGAUGGCCUCGCCUUCACUGCAGCUGCCAGCUCGGAGGAAUGCCUUCCGAUGCUCCUGGAGGAUGGAGCUGUGGACGAGAAGGUCAGCUUGCUGGAGGCCUGGUUGCUGCAGCUGCAGGCAAUGCCCGGAUAUCUCCCGCUGGCUUCAAUCUGCAUCAAACAAGAGCAGCAAAGCCAAUUGGUGCUUAGCUUUCGGACCUUCAAGUGCACACGAUCUGCCAGUGCCAAAGGCCUUCUUGAAGGAGAUCAGCAGGCCAGCUGGCAGAACCUGCUGAAGCCCGCAGAGGUCACAAGUGUGUCCCUUAAAUGGGCAGAGACGCUAGCAGAAGCGCAACGAGAGCUGCGAUUUCUUGAGGACGACCUUUCUGGACAGGCUGCCAUCCUUGGAGUUGACGUCGAAUGUUAUGCUGAUGUGGUUUGCACGAUUCAACUGGCAACGGCAAAGCGAACUAUUGUCCUAGAUGCUUUGCAGCUGCACAACCACAUGGCAGACUUGGUGGGCCAAAUCUUUUCGAAUGGAUCCGUCCUCAAACUCUUCCACGCUCCGCGCAACGAUUUGCGAUGGUUAUGGGCAAACUUUGGAAUCCAAGUGGUGAACAUGUUUGAUACCUACACUGCAGCUUGGCUGGUGGAAGAUGCGAGCCAAGAGGACAAGCCUGCUGAACGUGGCCGCAGCAGCCUCAAGGGACUCUGCCAGCGAUUUCUCCAGAUCGAGUUGGACAAAACCCACCAGCGCUCAGACUGGCGCCUGAGGCCUCUGCCAGAGGAGAUGCUGCGCUAUGCUGCGCGGGACGCAGAGGUGCUGCUCCCCUUGGCCAAGCGACUGGCAAGCAUGGCGGACAGUGCUGGCAUGCUUGAGGAAUGCCGGCAGUCGUGUCGCAAGCAGCAGGCAGAUGUGCUUGGUGGGGAAGGCAUAUCAGUCGAACUGCUUGACAGCCAGACGAUGGACGCUUAG
Molecule: messenger RNA, 1482 nt
Organism: Symbiodinium pilosum
Lineage: Eukaryota; Dinophyceae; Suessiales; Symbiodiniaceae
Source: the annotation of a GenBank genome assembly